Messenger RNA from Moesziomyces antarcticus, 1956 nucleotides. Its product is annotated as tRNA (guanine) methyltransferase. The coding region runs from base 1 to 1956 and encodes 651 amino acids. The transcript has a single exon. Gene Ontology annotation, cellular component: cytoplasm; mitochondrial matrix. The record is from RefSeq and is a predicted model, not a curated record. Gene Ontology annotation, biological process: tRNA N1-guanine methylation; mitochondrial tRNA methylation. NCBI's taxonomy places the organism in Eukaryota, Fungi, Basidiomycota, Ustilaginomycetes, Ustilaginales, Ustilaginaceae.
AUGCUCGCACGGAGCCGCGUACUCCCCAUCAUCCGUCGCAACGCCCUUGCUUCCGCCUCUAUCCAGCUUUUCUCCAACCACCUCGCUCGUCGCCUGGCACCCAGCGGCACCACCCAUCCCUUGGCGCGCCGCAGCAUGUCGGCCUCCAUGAGCACAACACGCACGGCGAUGCGGCAGAGCAAGAUGACCGUGUCUGCGCCAGCUAGCGUGCCGCGGCUGCGCGGAGAUGAGCUACAGCUGCAGACGAUGCAGGACGCCGAGAAGCUGCUUGAACAGCUCAAGCCUCAAUUCACCACCAAGCUGCAUCUCCAGGCUAUCGGGCUGCCGGGGCGACAGCUGCCGCUCGUGACCAAGGAUGACCGCAUGCUUCCGCACCUCUUCAACGCUGCGGGUGUACGAUAUGUCCAGCCGCAUCCGAACGGCGAUCCUGCCCACCGAAUCGUUCUUCUCGACGUGCCCUCUUCGUCGCCCACUCCGCCCGCUGUGCUCGAGCUCGUGGCGAAGCACGACUUCGAGCUGGUGGGUGAUGUACCGCUCGAACUUGGGUACGACCAUCUGUCGUCCGAUCAGGUGCUUGAGGCUCUCCUCCCCACGCAAAUCGUAGCGGCAGAAGGUGUUCCUUCUGGGUUCACGAUCGUUGGCCACAUUGCGCACCUCAACCUGCUCGACAUCUAUCUGCCGUUCCGCUUUCUGGUGGGCCACGUGAUUCUGUCCAAGCACGCAGGCUCGCUGCGCACAGUGGUGAAUAAGCUCGACACCAUCGAUACCGAGUUCCGCUUCUUCAAGAUGGAGCUGCUGGCGGGCCAGGCCCAGUACACCGCCAGCGUGAGCGAGAGCGAGUGCACGUUCGAGUUCGACUUUCGCAGCGUCUACUGGAACUCAAGGCUGCACGCCGAGCACAUGCGCCUCAUCAAGCGGUGUCGACCCAACCAGGUGCUUGCGGAUGUCAUGGCGGGCGUAGGACCUUUUGCGGUACCAGCUGCAAAGAGGGGUGCAUGGGUGCUGGCGAAUGAUCUGAAUCCCAGCAGUCACGAAAGCCUCGUAAGGAACGCCAAGAUCAACAAGGUCGGGAUGGAUGAAAGCAGGGCGGAUGGGGGGUUGGUGGCGACAUGUAUGGAUGGACGCGAGUUCGUGCGUUGGGCGGUGGUCGAGACGUGGAAGCGAGCUUUCCGUGGCCGACCGAAGGGUUACGACGCACAGGAUAGCGAGGCGGAUGAUGAGCGCCUGCGCGAGUCGGUGCGAAAGGCAGCCAAGGAGAGGGCCAAGAAGCUGCGCGAUGCACACGCUGCACGUGCUGCCUCCAAAACCCUCGGCGAGCUCGAGGAAGCCACGUCGCGCCUUGCGGUGGACAAUGCUGUUGUAGCCAGCCUUCCCGAUGUGGAGCGGUGGGAACCUCGUCUUUUGGUUGAUCAUUUCGUCAUGAACCUCCCCGCCACGGCACUGGAGUUUCUCGACGCCUUCCGUGGUGCCUACACUCACCUUGCAGCCAGUGUGGGGGUUGAGGCGGUCAAGGCGGAGGUGGAAAGGAGAAGCGCGAGUGGGGAUGGUUCGAUGACCAAUGUGCCCAUGGUGCAUGUACACUGUUUCAGCAAGGAUCCCUUCCAACCCGCACGCGAUAUCCUCACGCGCGCCAAUGCCGCACUGGGCAUAUCCGAUAGCGAACAUCGACUGCGGUGCAAACCAAUCGCACCGCCUCCUCAAACCCUUGCUGCCCUGCGCAAAUCCCCCGCAGCAACUGCAACAUACAUCGCCUCCCAUCCCAACUACAACCUCUACACAAACGCAAACACACAGGAAGCAUUCAUGACAGUCGUCAAUCAACAGUGGCAACACCUCGAUCAAGGGAUUCACACCCCCGGCCUCGAGGUGCACUACGUCCGAGACGUUGCACCCAAUAAACAGAUGUACUGCCUCUCCUUCCCCCUACCCCCCCAAGUCCUCUGGUCAUCCAUCUAG